Molecule: messenger RNA, 2655 nt
Organism: Salvia splendens (bonfire salvia)
Lineage: Eukaryota; Viridiplantae; Streptophyta; Magnoliopsida; Lamiales; Lamiaceae
Exons: 10
Coding region: 610-2364 (584 amino acids)
Source: RefSeq, a predicted model, not a curated record
CCUCCCUUCCUUCCUCACAGCUUGUCUCACUCUCAUGACCUCUUUUUUCAACUCUUUACAUUUCUUCUCUACUUUUUUUCACUGAUAAAAAGCCUAGGGUUCCAACUUUUUCUCCAAUCAACCUCAGAUUAUCAAUACUCGCUCUACAUUUUACAUCAUAAAUUUUCUUCUACCUCACCUUCACUUGCUCCAAUUUAGUGGAUCUUUCGCACCUUUUGUUGGUGCAAUUGUUCCUGGAUUUUUGGAGGGAGUUGCUUUAUGGGAUAGUGUUAGGGUCAAAAAGCGAAAAUGCCGUGAGUUAUUUAUUGGUGUUUUUGCUUUUUGGAAGACGUACAUUUGAAGCAAAUUCUAAUGUUUUAGUAUGAGUGCUAAUUUCCCAACUCUGAAUUACUGAAUCUUAUCUAUAACUCCGUGGAGAAGGAAUAUUCUGGAUCAUUUUACUCUUGUUUACUAAGACUGUGAUUCGCAAUUCGGAUCGCUUUAAUCGGCUUCAUAGUAGCACAAACUAAGUUAGAUUUAGGAAAUGUGUUGCAGAUGAUGAGAUGCCGCACCGCCAUAUCGUCGCACAUUUUGGUUGAUCGCCUCUCUACUUAUUAGGGAUUUUAGGUGAUGGAGGAUAUAGGGCUGUUCAAUCAAGGGUGGAAAUGGCUGCAAUCAAAGGACUGUUAUUCUGUAGUGAGGACUACUGCGAGCUGUUUAAGGGACAAGAUCGGGAUUUUCAAGGAGCGGCAUUGGCCGAUGGUUUGUUGCGGAUGUGCAAAAUUUGGCAGAGCUCUUCUGUUCUUGUUGGUCUAUUGGAAAAACUGUUGUAUUUCAGGAUUCCAGUCUUUUGCUGGGCUGGGAUCAGCGGCUCUUCUUGUUAUUAUGUGGAGUUGCUUCCUAAGCUUGACAUCUAUGUCGUGUCUUGUAUAUGUGCUUCUUAGUAUGGGAGCGGCUGCGGCUGCUGUUCAGUAUUUAGGCUACACUCCUGGACUUUUUAUUGUGGGGCUGUUUGCCAUUCUAAUUUUAAGGAUGUAUGCUAACAUUUGGAUAACUGGUACCUUGUUUAUAGUUGGUGGCUAUCUGUUUUCAUUGAAUCACGCUCGGCUGGUGGUAUUUAUGGCAACCUUGUAUUCUGUAUAUUGCGUUAAAAACCAAGUAGGAUGGCUUGGAGUUUUUCUCGCAAUUAAUCUUGCUUUCCUAUCUAAUGAUGUAUGGAACUACAUGAUAAAGUGGUGUGAUAAUUUAAGUGAAAGCACUCAUUUUGAGGAGCAUAAAGAGGCUGAUUCAUUUACAGAAGAUGAUUUUUGCACUAAGUGCGAAUACUCUGCUCCUACUGAAGUAGAAAUAGAAGAAGAAGUAGAAGUAGAAGAAGAGAAGCUGAAAUCAUGUAAAUCAACAACUAAACCUGCUAGUCCUUCAUCAAUUGUUGAAAAGCCAAAAGAAGUUGCGCUGAAGGUCGUGGUUAGAGAAGAUGGGAAUUCCCUGAUUGAGAUGGAGAGGAUUUUAAGUAGUGGCAAUCACUAUGAAGCCCUUGGGUUUCCCCGCCAUAAGAAGAUCGAUGUUAUAUUAUUGAAGAAGGAAUAUCAUAAAAAGGCAAUCAGUUAUUCUCCUCAGAAUAACUGCUUGGUAGCAGUUUCCUAUGCAACACCACAUUUUGCAUAUAUUCAGGCCAUGCUUGUGCACCCUGACAAAAAUAUGGGAAGCCCACUUGCAAGUGAAUCAUUUAAGAAACUUCAAUGUGCAUAUGAGGUUCUUUCUGAUGCUGUGAAGAAGAGGGACUAUGAUGAACAGCUCAAGAAAGAAGAAUCGAAGUAUGUUAUGCAGAAAUCAGCAAGCACUUCUUAUCAGACUACUGACGUUUGCUCUGAGGAAUCGAGGUGCAUUCAGUGCACAAAGUGUGGCAAUUCUCAUAUAUGGGUCUGUACAAAUAGAACCAAGGCGAAAGCUAGAUGGUGCCAGGAUUGCUGCCAGUAUCAUCAAGCUAAAGAUGGCGAUGGAUGGGUUGAGAACAAGGGCUCACUUGAGUUUGAUCGGCUGCAAAAGGUGGAAAUACCCCGUGCUUUUGUAUGUGCUGAAAGCAAGAUUUUUGAUGUAUCGGAAUGGGCUACAUGUCAGGGAAUGUCUUGCAGAGCAAAUACCCACAGGCCCAGUUUCCAUGUAAACAUGGUUGGAUUGGAGAAGUCAACUCAAAGGUCAAACUCAAGCCGUUACCCAUGGGAUUUGGAUGCUGAGAUGACUGAUGAAGAGGAUGAAUUUGAUAUAUGGCUACAGCAAGCCCUCGCAGCUGGACUGUUUUGUGAAACUUCCAAACGUAGGAAAAGCUGGAGUCCCUUCAAACUGCCUCAGAAGAUAGGGAAAAACCAGUGGCGCAGAUCAUCUUAGAAGAAAACUUGAUUAAUCACCAUCCAUCUUUUUCCACCCACACUUCUCCGUGCAGAGCGUUGGUGCCCAGAGAGCUUGGAGCAGGUGAGAAUGUGGAUCAAGAAUUGCACGGUCCAAUUAUGUAAAUAACCGGGAUUCGUCUAUGUUACACUUGCACACCAGUUUUUGCAGCAUUCUUGAGCUUUAGAAUGAAAAUGCGAGGAAUGGCAAAACUGCUUUGCUGCUGUUUUGUGUACACAUUUGCUUAACACCACUUGAGCAGAUGCAAUAAAGUGAAUAGUUGAAUUAGCA